UUAGCUCAAUAUUAUGGAAUCCUCGACUUUCUCAUAUAAAAUUAGUGGCACAAAAGAAAUCAUAGACUUACAUCCAUGGGCAAAAACCAUUAAGCCUAAAUUAAGUGAUAAAAUUAAAUAUGCCCACAAUUCUGUCGAUAAUCCUUGCUAUCCUAGACCUAAGUCAGCUAUUAGAAAGAAGGAACAAAAUAAGGAGCUUGUGAAAUUCACUGUAAUCGGAAAUAGACUUGCAAAGGAAUUUAUUUACUCUUCACACAUAGUAAGAGGAUUAUACAAGUAUCGGCCACGAGUUUUUGAAGAACCUACAGUUCAUGGGUUGACUUCUGUUGAAUGGUGUGAUUUUUUGGAUGAACUGAAAGUCUACUACAGAACCCCAGCGUACUGUCUGGAUGGCCAAGUGGCUGUAAUCGUUAACGACAAGUUCCUGGGAGGUGAAAAAGAGCUGCGCGCUGCUGUAAAGGAGAAAUACCACUACCACGUCAGUUUAGAUUACCAAAAGGAAGCCGAAGAGAACUUUGUCACGUACAUCAGGUGUUCCGGAAGACCAUGUGUUUAUAUGCACAUCUCUAUCAACGACGAACACAUUGGAACACUGAUAUUCAUGCUGUAUGCAGAAAUAGUCCCAAAAACAUGCGAGAAUUUCGUUCGUCUUUGUGAGACUCGAAAAGGCGGAUACUCGGGCACACCUGUUCACCGCAUCGUGAAAGACUGCUGGAUCCAGUGCGGUGGAUAUGGACUGAAGAGUGUCAGUCUAGACUGCGAAAACUACAUCGUACAACACGACAAGCGAGGAGUUCUCGGCAUGGCUAAUGAUGGCAGAAAUGUGGAUUGCUCCACGCAAUUCUUUGUGCUUCUACAACCGGCACCGUGGAUGGCCAGCAAGUACGUUGCGUUUGGGCAGUUGAUAGAAGGUGACGAGACACUACGCAAGAUCGAAUCAGUGCCCACUUGGUACGAAUCCCCGACGUCAAAGAUUAUAAUCUACAGAGCUGGGAUUCUUAAUGUUGAAACACCAGAUGUGGAGACAAAGAACAGAACUAAAGAGUAUCUUCAAGGACACAUUGAAGACUUAGCAAAGCUGGGAGAGUGGCUAUAUGAGGAACUUUUAAGCAAUGUGUUUAAAAUAGUUGAUGUAGAGGUCGUUGUUAGCGAGGAGUCGUACGAUCAUGUGGCACCAGAAAUUAUCACAGACAAAAUGGGUACAGGAACAAUGAGAGCCGCUCAAAGAUUUAUUCGCCAUAAGAAUGAACUAGAAGAAGUUCGUAGUCAAUCGACUGAAAGUAAAUCGAUUUCUUCCAAGAUGAGCGACAUAGAUGAACUUCACGAAGAGUCGAUAGACAAAGUAUCCGAAUCGAUAGAGAUGAAACCGGGCGAAGAAAAUUUUCAUUACACUUCUAUAGCGGAAAGUCUGAAUACCAAUCCUGAGAGACCGUUUGUGUUGCCUCUAACCAAUGUGCCUUAUCCGGAAGAAGUGGAUUCUGAAUUCGAUUUAAAAAAAUUCUUGAAGGGCGAUUACUGUUAUGAAAAUGACCUAAUAACUGCUGAGCCUGGGCAGAAGAAAUAUACUAGACCGAGGGUUUUAACGGUCUCAGAAUCUUCGUCGUACAAAUACUACUCCCGACAGUCACAGCGUCACGUUUCUGAAGGUGCAUUUGAAUCUGAGAAUGAGAUGGGAACGAAAAAACAUAUACGAUUGAGAGGAGAACGAGUCAGUUUUGCGGGCAGCGUGAUCAGAAACAUCGCGAGAGCGUCGUGGGCGCACAGCAAACACGAUCUGUUUGAGAACAUCAGAAAAUCAGAUAUGGUUGGUGGUGACGAAUCCAAACACAGUAAGCAAAUAUGGCGUACGAGUGAUGAGCAGAUGACGUGCGUUUGUGACCCUGGUACCAGUUGUUGGGAGGACAUAACAUCAGAUACUUCAGACGAACAAUCCUCUCCUUUCGCCCAUCUCUAUCGGGAGAGCGCGCUCGAUCCAGCCCCAACAUUCAAACGACAAACUAUGACCGACACAAAGGAUACUAGAACGAGCCACUUAAAACGCAGUACACAACUGCCGGUCAGAAACGACAGACCGAUUCGUUCGUCCAUACGAAUCACGUCCUUAGACCCAGUAUUAGAUCUACAACACGGUAUGGCGGUGGCUCACAAAAUAUCAUCGGACUACGUCAAAACUAUCGACCAAAUGGAAAACGACAUGGAAGAGAUCACUGUAGGCUUUACCGAGCUGAAGCGUUACCGACCCUCGUUGACUGUAUCGGAGUAUCAGUCGAAAAACCAAGUUAAAGCUGAAUGAGGAUGGAGAUUUU
Messenger RNA from Aricia agestis (brown argus), 2306 nucleotides. RefSeq lists its product as uncharacterized. Gene Ontology annotation, molecular function: peptidyl-prolyl cis-trans isomerase activity. The coding region runs from base 14 to 2293 and encodes 759 amino acids. The transcript is spliced from 13 exons. Gene Ontology annotation, biological process: protein peptidyl-prolyl isomerization. NCBI's taxonomy places the organism in Eukaryota, Metazoa, Arthropoda, Insecta, Lepidoptera, Lycaenidae. The record is from RefSeq and is a predicted model, not a curated record.